UUUCUCUCGCCCUCUUGCACGCACGCAGGCACGCACGCAGGCAGGCACACCUCCUCAUCCAUCCUCCUCCUCCUCCUCCUCCUCCUCCUCUUCCUCAGAUGGAAAGGCAAGCUUCGACCGGUGGACUAAGCGCAAGCACUUCCCGUGCGUAAAGGGUGACCAUGGCGCCUUUUACGCGCCGCAGGUAACCGGGGGAAACGAUGAAGUAGUCGCUUACUUUGUAUCGCGCUGAGAUGGCAGCACUUCGCAGGAAAUUCGGGGAGGACUACCAGGUGGUCAACACCAAUCGGGCUGGGGGCGGCGGCGGGUUUUCGGUUCCGGCGGCCAAGAAAAAGAGGCAGCGCUUUGUGGAGAAGAACGGCCGCUGCAACGUGCAGCACGGCAACCUGGGCGGAGAGACCAGCCGUUACCUGUCGGACCUUUUCACCACCUUGGUGGACCUCAAGUGGCGCUGGAACCUUCUCAUCUUCAUCCUCACCUACACGGUGGCCUGGCUGGUGAUGGCGUCCAUGUGGUGGGUGAUCGCCUUCAUCCGCGGCGACCUGCAGGAGCAGCAGCAGCAGCACCACGCUGGCCGUGACGCGUCCUACACGCCGUGCGUGGCCAACGUGUACAACUUCCCCUCCGCCUUCCUCUUCUUCAUCGAGACGGAGGCCACCAUCGGCUACGGCUACCGCUACAUCACGGAAAAGUGUCCCGAGGGCAUCAUCCUCUUCCUCUUCCAGUCGCUGCUGGGCUCCAUCGUGGACGCCUUCCUCAUCGGCUGCAUGUUCAUCAAGAUGUCGCAGCCCAAGAAGCGGGCCGAGACGCUCAUGUUCAGCCAGGACGCCGUGGUCUCGCAGCGGGACGGCCGGCUGUGCCUCAUGUUCCGCGUGGGCAACCUGCGCAACAGCCACAUGGUAUCGGCGCAGAUCCGAUGCAAGCUCAUCAAGUCUCGCCAGACCCCCGAGGGCGAGUUCCUGCCCCUGGACCAGCGCGAGCUGGACGUGGGCUUCGGCACAGGGGCCGACCAACUCUUCCUGGUCUCGCCGCUGACCAUCUGCCACGAGAUCAACCCCAAGAGCCCCUUCUUCGACCUGUCCCAGCGCUCGCUCACCAACGAGCAGUUUGAAAUCGUGGUCAUCCUGGAGGGCAUCGUGGAGACCACCGGCAUGACGUGCCAGGCGCGCACCUCGUACACAGAGGACGAGGUCCUGUGGGGACAUCGCUUCCUGCCCGUCAUGUCCCUGGAGGAGGGCUUCUUCCGGGUGGACUACUCGCAGUUCCACAGCACCUUCGAGGUCCCCACGCCGCCGUAUAGCGUCAAAGAGCACGAGGAGAAGAAUUCCCUGCCGUCGCCCGCGUCCACGCCGGCGCCGGCCGAGAGCCGAGGGGCCCGACGCGACCGCCUUUUCUCCGUGGACUGCAUCAGCGCGGCGGCGGCAGCGACCGCCGGGGCUCGGCUGCCCAGCAAGUUGCAGCGGAUCAGCUCGUCCGGAAAGGAGGACCUCCAGAGGAAGGUGUUGAUGCUGAGCUCGCAGCGCUCCGAGAAGGCCUGCAGCACCGGGGACCUGCCGCUCAAGCUCCAGCGCCUCGGAUCCUCUCCCGGGCCCGACGGCUCGCCGGAGGCGGGAUCGGAAGCCGUGUCCCAGUCCGUCGGGGACCUGUGCCAGCGCAGCCCGAUGAGCACCUUGUGCCCGACCCAGCCGCACGCGCGCAGCCCCCUUUUGUCGGCCGGCGGGAGGCCCCAAGACAACCUGCCUGCCAAGCUGCGCAAGAUGAACCGCUGAAUUUUGGGGGGGGGGGGGAAUAUAUUUAUGUAUAUAUCCCAGAUGAGCAGCUCUGACGUAAAGGCAACAUUGGCAAUGAUUCACCAAACCGCUCAGUGCCAUAGGAGCCUCAACUGACAAAUGGAGCCACCGUGCUGCAUGUACACAAAUCUUAGUUUUAUUCACCAAUAAAUGAUAAUCACCCUU
Messenger RNA from Syngnathus typhle (broad-nosed pipefish), 1955 nucleotides. It is a transcript of the gene kcnj19a, whose product is annotated as potassium inwardly rectifying channel subfamily J member 19a. Gene Ontology annotation, biological process: potassium ion import across plasma membrane; regulation of monoatomic ion transmembrane transport. The transcript has 3 exons. NCBI's taxonomy places the organism in Eukaryota, Metazoa, Chordata, Actinopteri, Syngnathiformes, Syngnathidae. The coding region runs from base 234 to 1769 and encodes 511 amino acids. Gene Ontology annotation, cellular component: plasma membrane. Gene Ontology annotation, molecular function: G-protein activated inward rectifier potassium channel activity. The record is from RefSeq and is a predicted model, not a curated record.